Paraglomus occultum is the source of this 2196-nucleotide messenger RNA. NCBI's taxonomy places the organism in Eukaryota, Fungi, Glomeromycota, Glomeromycetes, Paraglomerales, Paraglomeraceae. The record is from the annotation of a GenBank genome assembly.
AUGCUUCUGAACAAGAGAAGUUUUACUAUUUUUCAUCUUCCGAAAAUAGAAAGGGAUUUAACUAAUACUGGCAGAAAUAGAAUUCUAAGGACAUUCAAUCAGUUAGUGCUAGACCGAGCAGGUUCUAAUAGCAGACAGCCUGACACAACAAGGAAACUAGAUAAAAAGACAACAAAAAGAGAACUGACUGGGGGAAAAGAACUCGCCGUUCUAACUGCCUUUGUAAAUAGAAUGCGUCAAAGACCAUUACUUGACGAUAAAAUACGGACAAUCCGUGACUUCAACCGCCGACCCAGAACGGGAAGGGUGUUCAAGUUGAUAUAUGAUCCUUCAGUAAAAUUUUAUCUUACACCAAAGCGGGUACAUGGCUUAUUAUCGACAAAAAAGGUAAAGGCAAAACUUAAGACCGCUCAUGAGUUUAAAUCAUUAAUGACAUUAUUAAACGCGUUAUCCAAUCGCGAGAUCACUGGACGAGAGGCUCUUUUGGCUACCGGGAAAUUUAUACAGAAAUAUUGUGUAACGCCUGAAAAACGAGAUUUGUUCUUUAGAAUCUUGGACAAGGAUCUCGAUAUCGGAAUGACUGCAGAAGCUGUCAAUAAACUUUGGGAGGAUACUCCACAAACGCGUCAGUAUUAUUAUUCAAAGACUGUUUCAAAUCCUGCUAUUGAUAAAGAAUCAACCUCGAUCUGUUCGGCUACGCAGCAAUUCGAUACGCUUGCAGCAUUUGUCGAAGAGAUUAAAGCCACGAACACGUUUGCAGAAAAAUAUAAGAUUCUAUCUGCGCAUCCAGAAUGUCAUUCCUUGCUCAACAAAAUCUAUGAUCCGACUGAAAAGUUUAACAUAACAAGCAAAAACUUGAUCAAAUACAUGCAGAAUAAGCCUCGAGGAUAUUUUGACAGUGAUCCGACCAAUUUACCGAAACAGUUACAGAACGCUCCCGUGUAUGAUAAUAUAGAGUCUCUGUUAAGUGCUUUGUCGGAACGACAGAUAAGCGGUCAAUUGGCUCGGUUUGCGGUUGCAAGAUUUGUGCAUAUGAAUUGUACAAAGCCCAUACAUAAAGAACUCAUGUAUAAAAUUCUUUGCAAAAAUCUCAAAAUUGGAAUGAACAUACAACGGAUCAAAAAAGUGUGUGGUGUCGACUCGAUAGCUACAUUUUCCGUAGCUCUUGGACGUACUUUGAAGAUGAACCAGAUUGACUCUCUCUUUGCAUCAUCGAAUGAAGAGGAUUCAAAUAAAUGGUUUGCUUCGAGAAAGCUGGAUGGUGUUCGCUGUCUAGUCGUGGCGCGUGGGAUGAACGUCAGAGCGUAUUCCAGAUCGGGCAAAUCUUUUGUGACUCUAAAAAAGAUAAUAGAGUGCGUGAAGCAAAUUAUCCGCAAACAUAGAAAAGUAUUAUACCGCAAGUUCUGGAAUGAGGGUCUGGUGCUGGACGGUGAAUUAUGCGUGAUUUCUGAAGGCAUUGAUGGGCAGUUUCGCGAGACUUUCGCUGAUGCCAUGGCGGUGGUUGGUACAGCCAAUCAACAGGUGGAAGAUCCGACAUAUUGUGUGUUUGACUGUCUGUCGAAAGGCGAAUUUGAAAGACGCGUCGGAGAAAGGACUUUUGCAGAACGCCUGGAGUUUAUGAAAAUGUUGAUAGAAAAUCCAAUAGAAAAAAAGGAAAGAGUUGGACUUUUGGAUCAAAUUGAAGUAAAUAAUGGGGAACAUUUACGAAAUCUGAUUUCUCAGGCUUCGUCUGCUGGAUGGGAAGGCUUGAUACUGCGAAAAAACGUUGGAUAUGAAGGCAAACGAAGUUGCAAUAUGCUAAAGAUCAAGCAACAUCGAGAAGCAGAAUAUCAAGUGAAAGCCAUCGAAACUGGUCCUAUGAAUAUCUACGUUAAUGGAAAAGUUGAAGAGCGUGACGUAUUGACGAAUGUGUUGGUUGAGCAUGCUGGCAAUAAGGUAAGCGUUGGUUCGGGUUUUACAGUGGAGCAACGCAUCAAGUACAAAGAACGUCCGGAUCUAAUCAUUGGAAAAGAGAUCACGGUACAAUAUUUCGAUGAGACUGAAGUAUCAGACAAGAAAUCUAGAUCAUCAAGGAAACGGACGAAAACAGCGAGAGACGAUAAAGUUAGCAUAGAGAACACCACAGCUGGUGUAGUUAGGUCACUCCGAUUUCCGACGGUAAAGGCCGUAUGGGAGAACGGUAAAAGAGAUGUUUGA